AUGCUGCAGCCUGGGCAACGUCGUCCUCUCUCUCCUCCCCCCAACAAUCCCACCCUCACUACCCUCACGUAUAAAUACCCAUUGAAGCUCGUCCCACGUGCUCCCGGCUUCGUCCCCAGCCCGGACACUUCUGCGCUAUCGGACUCGUGCCCAUCAAGGCCUAUCCAUCUAUACCUUCUCACCUAUGGUGGCGGUCUACUCCCCGGAGACCACAUCGAGGUGACGAUCAAGCUUGAGCCGAAGACACGGAUGGUGGUGACCACGCCCCAGGGGAGCACCAAGAUCUUCAAAACCGAACCCGGCAACGACAAUGGUGUCAGUGUGAUCAAAGGUCACCGCAAAAAGAUGCCCGCGAAUGACCACCUCUCAGACAUGAGCCAGCAGUCAUUAGACGUCCGAAUCGGCCGCGAGUCUGCGCUCUGCUACCUUCCAGAUCCAUCCGUGCCCUACCAAAACAGUCGCUACGCGCAAAUUCAAACAUUUACCGUGGAUGCUUCCGCCCGGGGUGACCAACGCAGCAGUCUUUGUGUGCUGGACUGGGUGACGCAAGGCCGGACCUCGCGUGGCGAGAAUUGGAACUUCCGAUUCUGGAAGGGCCGUAAUGAAGUCUGGGCUACCGAUGAAAAGACUGGGAAGAGCCGACUGCUCCUCCGAGAUUCCGUUAUUCUGGAUGACGAAACACAAGACGACCUCGCCUCAGAUGACGAUGAGGACAAUGAGGAGACUAGCCACGAAUUGAAUCCCCACCCGGAUGGCGCGGACGUACCGCCCCAGGCGCAGGCCGGCCUGCUGCCUUUGAACGUGAUUCAGGAACGAACAAGACCUCACGGAGUCGUGGGAACCUUGAUCCUGUCAGGCCCGGUGUUUGACAGGCUCGGAACCUUCCUCAUCGAGCAAUUCACCUCACAGCCGCGUAUCGGUAGUCGGAAUUGGUCUUCAUCAGAAUCAUCUUCCGCACCCGAGGGAACCCCCACUAGCCGGGGCGAUGUCACCUGGACAGCGGCUCGCGUGCGCGCCGGCUUUGUUCUUGUGAAGUUCGGUGCCAAGGACUUCGAGACAGCCAAGCAUUGGCUUGGCGGUCUUCUCCGCGAGGAAGGCAGCAUCGUCCGAGAAUUCGGCGAAGAGGCUCUCUUCUGCAUGUAA
This is a messenger RNA of Penicillium argentinense, 1143 nucleotides long. Its product is annotated as urease accessory protein UreD. NCBI's taxonomy places the organism in Eukaryota, Fungi, Ascomycota, Eurotiomycetes, Eurotiales, Aspergillaceae. The record is from RefSeq and is a predicted model, not a curated record. The coding region runs from base 1 to 1143 and encodes 380 amino acids. The transcript has 2 exons. Gene Ontology annotation, molecular function: nickel cation binding.